Molecule: messenger RNA, 804 nt
Organism: Parathielavia appendiculata
Lineage: Eukaryota; Fungi; Ascomycota; Sordariomycetes; Sordariales; Chaetomiaceae
Product: A1pp-domain-containing protein
Exons: 2
Coding region: 1-804 (267 amino acids)
Source: RefSeq, a predicted model, not a curated record
AUGGCGCCUCUCUCAGCCUCCGACAUCCCCUCCCUCUCCCUCCUCUACAAACUGUGCAAACUGUCGUCAGCACCCGCAGGCACCCCGCUCCCGAAAACCCUCCUGGGCCCCAACGGCACCACCCUGCCCUCCCCCUCCAAAUCCCUCAACGACCGCGUGGGCCUCUUCCGCGGCGACAUCACGACCCUCCCGGUGGACGCCAUCGUCAACGCAGCCAACCGCUCCCUCCUGGGCGGCGGCGGCGUCGACGGCGCAAUCCACCGGGCCGCGGGUAGGCGCUUGUACGAAGAAUGCCGCACGCUUGGCGGCUGCCCGACGGGCUCGGCCAAGAUGACCGACGCCUACGACCUGCCGUGCCGCAAAGUCAUACACGCCGUCGGCCCCGUGUAUGACCCGCUCGACCACGACGAGUCGGAGCGGCUGCUGACGGGGUGCUACACGCGCAGCCUGGAACUGGCGGCUAGCGACGAGGGCGGGUGCCGCAGUGUCGCGUUCAGCGCCAUCAGCACCGGCGUUUACGGGUAUCCGAGCCGGGAAGCGGCGCCGGCGGCGCUGAGUGCGAUACGCAAGUUCUUGCAAGGGGCGAACGGGAGCAAGAUCGACAAGGUCGUCAUUGUCACCUUCGAGAUGAAGGAUGUAGAGGCGUAUAAUGAAUUCAUUCCGCUUUAUUUCCCUCCCGUCGCCGAGGCCGAGUCAACUGCCGAUCUAGAAGACGACCCACGCGGGCCGGAGGCCAAGUUUGAGGCCGAAGCCGAGGCGGUUGUCAUCGAGCUCCCCAGCGCUCCGACAUCUGACCCGUCCUGA